GCGCCCUUCACUUCCGCCUUCGCUUGGUUGCAGCGGCUCGUUUGGAUGUUGCAGCUGGUUGUGAGCCGCUUACUGUCCGCUGCUGGUUGCCGUGUUGCUGAUCGCGUUGCUCCACACCGUGCUGACCGUGAUUGCCUGACUGGUGCUGAGCCAAGGGUGGUGGAUUGGUGUCCUGGUGGUGGUGUCCCUCUUGUGUUUUGCACUUUUUAGGUUGCUUUUGGUUUCACUUUCAUUUACUUCAGGUGUGGUGUUCCUGGGAUCCCCUUCGUUUUGGACCCACCUCCCCCCACUAAGUCUCAGCCCUGAUGGGCCCCCUUUUUGUCCCAGACAAAGAACUGUGAACAGCUGAUCCAGCUCGGUCCUUCACUCACUCGUCUUCAUCAAAUCAAGAUGAGAACGUUAUUGUUGUUGCUUCUCUUCUGUCACGUUUCAUCAGCAGUGCUACACUCCAUGAAGCAUUUCAUAACUGCAUCAACUGGAAUCCCAAACAUCCCAGAGGUUGUGACAACAGUAGAAAUUGACGAACAUCUGGUGGGGACCUGUGACAGCAAGGAAAAUAUGGAUGUAAAGGACAUUGCAAAAUCAUUCAUCAUAAAGUAUCCUGAGCAGUUGGAGUGGUUGAAACAAGAAUGUCUCAGUGUGUUGCCAAUCUUCAAACCCCGCACUCACAGUUUGAUGCGUCUCUACAACCAAACUGGAGGUGUCCAUGUUUUACAGAAGGUGGAGGGCUGUGAGUGGGAUGAUGAGACUGAUGAGGUCAAAGGUUUCUCUCAGUAUGGUUACGAUGGAGAAGACCUCUUGAAAUUGGAUCCAAAAACAUUUACAUGGAUCGCUCUAAGACCUGAGGCUGUCAACAUCUCAAUGAUGUGGUACACAAAUACAUACUUAAGAGGAUCGUUUAAGACUGUUUUGACUCAUUUUUUUCCUGAGCUGCUGAGGCAGUUUGUGGAGUAUGGGAGGAGCGUUCUGCUGAGAACAGAGCUUCCCUCAGUGUCUCUCCUCCAGAAGACUCCCUCCUCUCCAGUCAGCUGCCUCGCUACAGGUUUCUACCCUCACAGAGCCUCACUCGUCUGGAGGAAAGAUGGAGAGGAGCUUCAUGAGGAGGUGGACCACGGAGAGAUCCUCCCCAACCACGAUGGAACCUUCCAGAUGAGGGUUCACCUGAACCUUUCAUCAGUCACACCUGAAGCCUGGACCAGGUACGACUGUGUGUUUCAGCUCUCUAGUGUGAAGGAGGAAAUCAUCACCAAACUGGAGAAAGAUCGGAUCAGAACCAACUGGGUGAAGCCCAGUAACAUGACCGUCCCCGUCACUGCUGCAGUGGUUGUUCUUGCUCUCAUUCUCAUCGGUGCUGCUGGAUUCAUCGUUUACAAAAAGAAGAAAGCCAUCAGCCCUCCAUCUGCUCCUGACAACAGCGCAGAGCUCUCUGAGCCGCUGAAUCCAGAGACCUGAAUGACAAACACACUCAGUGAAUCUCUAAAGACAGUAAAAGAUGGCUUCUUGCAUUAUAAGUAAUGUUAUAUAAGAAGGAUUGAAAAGGUGUGACUGUUCUAUGUUCUUUGACUCUGAUUGGUUGUUUUAUUGAUUGUUGUUUUCUGUUGAAUUCAUUCUCAAAAUAAUCAGUGGACAGCAUGUGACCAGACUUAGUUACACACUAUUCUAACUCUAACUUUACAACUUGUACAUUGAUCUGUUUAUAGAAAACAUAUAUAUAAAAUUUGUUGUAAGAGAUUAAGUGGUGGUGACUUUAACUGGUGACCGUGAUGUCGUCUGUGUACAAGCAAACAUUAGCUCUUUACUAAACGAGAUUCAAUUUACACUUCAAAAGUUGUGUGUGUUCAUCUGUGAAGAUUAUUUUAACAAACAAAACAUGUAAGAAUCAUAACUUUACGUUAGAUAAGAGAUUAUUUUCUGCGAUUUUCUAAAAUCCAAUUUAAAAAAUCCCAUAGACUUCUUGUGGAGGGAACCAGGGCGAUGCUAACUUCAGGUUUAGCCUCCAAAAAUAGUUUAUAGCUGCACCACUCUACAGAUGGAGAAUAUGGAGUUUGGUCUCUCAUGGAGCCAGUGUGUCUCUCAUAUGAGCGGUGAGCAGAGUGGGAGAUGUAUAUCGACAAACGUACCACUAUGAACUUAUGAGACUAAACAUGUAAAUUCCUUUACAUUGAUGAACAUGAAUGAAUGUUAAACUCAAAUGUGUUGUUCUUUGGUUUUGUGCUGAUGUUUGUCUUUUCAAUAAAAUCGUCACAUUUCAACAAGUUUGGUCCACAUGCUCAUUUGUGAUGACACUUCAAUAUAUUACCUGAACAUUCAGUAUUCUCACAGAGGAUUUGAAUGAGGAGAUUGAUAUCAAUGUGAAUUCUGAGCACAGUUAGCUCCCAGACAAGGUUAGCUUAGCUUAGCACUGAAGUUAGAGAUUAAACAGUGAGCCAGUAUGUUUAUGUUUUAUAAUAAACACGUUUAUUCACAGUAGUGAUCUGAGCUGAUGGUUAACACAAAUUAAAUAUACAAGCAAAAUACAACAAUAAUAGAAAUGACUUAAAUACAGAGAAACCCUGAGAGAAAAUGAUCAAUAAUCAAUAUCACCUGUUUCUGUGUGAUUCCUGAUUGUUUGCUGCUCAUCCUUCACUAACAUCUACAUGGUAAUACUUGCAUGAAAAUAUGUGAUGUGACAUGUUUGUGUUCCCCAUUAGAGCUCUGCCCACUUCAAACAUGCAGUAAGUGAUUUUGGAAACUCUCAGCCUCUAUUUCAUACAUGUCUUUGCUGCCAUCUAAUGGGUGUUUAGUGGUAUUAUACACAGUAUUACAAACAAGGCGGUUACGCUUGUAUUGUGUAGCCUGAUUCCCUUUCAAGUGGAGAUACAAAUGUACAUGGGGACACAUUUUCUGAGAUCUUAACUAUCCACUGAGACCAAGAUCAUGUAAACUGAGUUCCGAUUCCGGUAAAGGAAAUGCCUCCGAUACUGCCGAAAAUGCUGGCACCGGUAUUGGCGAGUACUGGAUCCAAGAUGCUGUUCCAUAAAGAGCUGAAGUGGCACCAUGUUCUUGCUCCAUCUCCAGGAGUAGUUGAAGGUGGAGUCGACAUGGAGGAAGGGAAUGGUCAGUGGCGGGGCCGGAAACUGGAAGAUCAAGGAUGGACGUUGCCUCAUGUUAUUUAUUCAUGUUUUCUUUUGCAGUGAAUGUUAGCUGGUGAACUGGAGCAGCCAGAGAAAACCUGUACAGAAACCCAGAGAACAUGGUCGCUCCACUCAGGUGACAGUUAGAACCACUGAGCCGUCGUACUAUCAGCUGCGACAGCAUCGUCAGAGACGCUGUCCUCCACUCGUCAGAGUUUGAAGAGCUUGGUGAAUCUUUCCCACAAUGAUCUCAAACUACUGGUUCUUCUCACCGGCUUCUCACAAAAUCAUCGACUCAUCAAACCUCUCAAGUUGUUUCAGGUUUGCAGUCCAGGUUCUGAUCUCGCUCACCACGGCCCGUAAUUCCUCCUCAAUCGUCUCAUCGCCGUCCUUGACGAUGUCUUUCAGUUGGACACGUUCAGCUUUGAGCUCUGCAGUCUCCUGGUUGUCUGAGUCAUAGAGGUGAAUCAGUCCGUCACAGCAGCUGAACGUGCUCUUGAGCUGUAAACACAUGUUGGGUUGAGCCAUCAGCUUGGCUCAGCUGCUUGUUGCUCUCGUGGCUCCUCACGUCUCUGAGUUUGUUAGAAAUAGUCAUGUAAAAUGUUCACAGCUAUAACCACCGAGUACUGCUUAGUGUUGGAACAUUCUGGAACAUCAAAGGACAUCAAAGGACAUCAGAGGACAUCAAAGGACAUCAAAGGACACUCCAUUCUAAAGUUUAAAUCUAAAUGUUUUUAUUUGAAACAGAAACAGAUUUUGGUACAAUAUUAAUGAUCCUAAAAUCUGUAUUUUCACCUCAUUUGCAGACUUUUUAAAGAACUGCUAACCCUCGCCAUGAGUGCUGUAAAGUGGGCCAGUAAUCAUCAUCAUCUCUGGAUACAGUGAUGGAAAUUUUGUACUGCGUAUCUGAGAUUUAAAUUGAAGUCUUGCACCUCUUAAUAUGACUUGUUUUUCUCCCCUAGUUUAAGGAAAUGAAUAUUCACCCCUCUCUGAACUUUAUGUGUUUACAUGACUUCUUCUUUGCAUGCAGACUCAGAAACUGUCGCAGAAAUAGAGAGUCACUGAGACAGAUAUAUACACCAAGCUUUCCUCCUCACAAUCUGAGACUAACCUCUGAAACAAACCUGUGUUGUUGCUCUGUGAUUGCUCCUCUUGUACAAGAUUAAACUUUGUUAACCUUGA
Messenger RNA from Acanthopagrus latus (yellowfin seabream), 4295 nucleotides. Its product is annotated as major histocompatibility complex class I-related gene protein-like. Gene Ontology annotation, cellular component: external side of plasma membrane. The record is from RefSeq and is a predicted model, not a curated record. Bases 391 to 1452 code for a protein of 353 amino acids. The transcript has 10 exons. NCBI's taxonomy places the organism in Eukaryota, Metazoa, Chordata, Actinopteri, Spariformes, Sparidae. Gene Ontology annotation, biological process: immune response.